Elgaria multicarinata webbii is the source of this 477-nucleotide messenger RNA. RefSeq names its product ribonuclease-like. The transcript is spliced from 2 exons. The coding region runs from base 1 to 477 and encodes 158 amino acids. Gene Ontology annotation, molecular function: nucleic acid binding; RNA nuclease activity. The record is from RefSeq and is a predicted model, not a curated record. Gene Ontology annotation, biological process: defense response to Gram-positive bacterium. NCBI's taxonomy places the organism in Eukaryota, Metazoa, Chordata, Lepidosauria, Squamata, Anguidae.
AUGGGGACAGGGACAGUGCUGCACAGAAUGAGGCCUUCCAAAGGAGCCUGUUACCUUCUUCUCCUCGUGUUGCUGGUGGCUGAACUGCUGCCCAGCGUGUCCUGCGGCAACAAUCCACGCUAUGAGAAGUUCCUGAAACAGCACCGGGACGAGCCAAGGAGCAGAUUCCACGGCCGGUACUGCGACACCCUGAUGGGCAGCCGUGGCCUGACCAAACCCCAGUGCAAGGAAAUGAACACCUUCAUCCACGGCUCCAAAAGGCAGAUCCGGGCGGUGUGCGCCGAAGGAGGGGUUCCUUCCGGGGAGCUGCGGCGCAGCCGACGGCACUUCAGGGUCACCAGCUGCACCCUCAGGGGUGGCUCAACCCUCCCGCCCUGCGAGUAUAAGGAGAACACCUCCCCCAGGUACAUCGUCAUCGGCUGCGAAGGCGGAUGGCCCGUCCACUACGAUGAAAGCCAGAUUGUGAUGGCUGCUUGA